Messenger RNA from Apus apus (common swift), 3452 nucleotides. It is a transcript of the gene KLHL13, whose product is annotated as kelch like family member 13. The transcript has 8 exons. The record is from RefSeq and is a predicted model, not a curated record. Gene Ontology annotation, cellular component: Cul3-RING ubiquitin ligase complex. Gene Ontology annotation, molecular function: cullin family protein binding; ubiquitin-protein transferase activity. NCBI's taxonomy places the organism in Eukaryota, Metazoa, Chordata, Aves, Apodiformes, Apodidae. Gene Ontology annotation, biological process: protein ubiquitination; regulation of cytokinesis. The coding region runs from base 416 to 2383 and encodes 655 amino acids.
UACUCUGCUUCUCUUCUGCAGAAGACUGAUAUUUGUGUUCCUAUAGCAUGUUGUAAAAUGCAUGAGAUUUUGCUCCUCUUCCUUGGAAAUGAGAAUAGGAAAAUGAGAGCAUCCUGAACCAGAAGCUAAUAGAAGAGCAUGCAGAGACCUGCAGCGAUUUAUGCUUUAUUUUGUCUUCCUAGCUAUGGAUUAGAAGGACUGAUUUUUGCAAUGGGCUUUUUCCAUAAUGGCAUUCUUGUAUUGUUUGGUCAGAGCUUGCACAGGAGGAAAACAGGCUGCUGAAUUUAGUCACUGAUCUCUAUUAGCCGUGGCCUAAGGCUAUGCUGAGAUUUAUAUCCCAUUUGUAUUGUUGCAGCUCAAAAGAAGAAUGUUCAGAGGAUGACAAGUGUAUUCUGAGUAGUACCGUGGUGACAACAUGCCAUUGAAAUGGAAAACGAGCUCUCCUGCUAUCUGGAAAUUCCCAGUUCCUGUGCUUAAAACAUCCAGGUCAUCGCCACUUUCUCCAGCAUACAUAUCUCUGGUGGAAGAGGAGGAUCCUCAUAUGAAAGUAUCUCUUGGUAGCAGCGAUAUGGGCGUUUCUGCCCACCUACAGUCUUCUAAGACAGGGACCACAAGAUUUUUCACCAGCAAUACUCACAGUUCUGUGGUAUUACAGGGUUUUGACCAGCUGCGAGUGGAAGGUUUGCUUUGUGAUGUGACACUUGUUCCAGGAGAUGGUGACGAAGUGUUUCCAGUUCAUAGAGCAAUGAUGGCUUCAGCAAGUGAUUACUUCAAGGCCAUGUUCACAGGAGGAAUGAAGGAACAGGAUCUGAUGUGCAUUAAGCUUCAUGGUGUCAACAAAAUAGGCCUAAAAAAGAUCAUUGAUUUCAUUUAUACUGCAAAACUUUCCCUUAACAUGGACAACCUUCAGGACACUCUGGAAGCUGCCAGUUUUUUGCAGAUUUUACCUGUUUUGGACUUCUGCAAAGUGUUCCUUAUCUCUGGGGUUUCGUUGGAAAACUGUGUUGAGGUUGGGCGAAUUGCCAACACCUACAACCUCACGGAAGUGGAUAAAUACGUUAAUAAUUUCAUCCUGAAGAACUUCCCUGCAUUAUUAAGUACUGGUGAAUUUGUGAAACUCCCCUUUGAACGUCUUGCCUUUGUGCUUUCAAGUAAUAGCCUUAAGCACUGCACUGAACUUGAACUCUUCAAGGCGGCUUGUCGCUGGCUGCGGUAUGAGGAGCCGCGGAUGGAGUACGCUGCAAAGCUCAUGAAGAACAUCAGGUUUCCACUGAUGACGCCCCAGGAUCUUAUUAACUACGUUCAGACAGUGGACUUCAUGAGAACUGACAACACCUGUGUGAACUUGCUUUUGGAAGCCAGCAACUACCAAAUGAUGCCAUACAUGCAACCGGUUAUGCAGUCGGAGAGGACUGCCAUUCGGUCGGACAGUACCCACUUGGUGACCUUGGGCGGAGUGCUGAGGCAGCAGCUGGUUGUCAGCAAGGAGUUACGGAUGUACGACGAGAAGGCCCACGAGUGGAAGUCCUUGGCUCCCAUGGAUGCACCAAGAUACCAGCACGGCAUCGCCGUGAUCGGAAACUUCCUGUACGUAGUGGGAGGGCAGAGCAAUUAUGACACGAAGGGAAAGACGGCGGUGGACACGGUCUUCAGGUUCGAUCCUCGCUACAACAAGUGGAUGCAAGUGGCAUCUUUGAACGAGAAGCGCACCUUCUUCCACCUAAGUGCCCUCAAAGGACAUUUGUAUGCAGUCGGUGGCCGGAACGCAGCGGGUGAGCUAGCUACAGUGGAAUGUUACAAUCCCAGGAUGAAUGAAUGGAGCUACGUCGCAAAAAUGAACGAGCCCCACUAUGGUCAUGCUGGAACUGUGUAUGGGGGAUUAAUGUAUAUUUCAGGGGGAAUUACCCACGAUACUUUCCAAAAGGAACUUAUGUGUUUUGACCCUGACACAGACAAAUGGACUCAGAAAGCUCCAAUGACCACAGUCAGAGGUCUGCACUGCAUGUGUACUGUAGGAGACAAGCUCUAUGUGAUUGGUGGAAACCACUUUAGAGGAACGAGUGAUUAUGAUGAUGUUCUAAGCUGUGAAUAUUACUCACCAACUCUAGACCAGUGGACUCCAAUUGCUGCCAUGUUACGUGGGCAAAGUGAUGUUGGGGUUGCUGUCUUUGAAAAUAAAAUCUAUGUUGUUGGAGGAUAUUCUUGGAAUAAUCGAUGUAUGGUGGAAAUAGUUCAGAAAUAUGAUCCAGAGAAAGAUGAGUGGCAUAAAGUGUUUGACCUCCCAGAAUCCCUUGGUGGCAUUCGAGCCUGCACUCUUACUGUUUUCCCACCAGAGGACAACACAGGGUCACCAUCUAGAGAAUCUCCUCUUUCAGCACCUUAGGAACAUCCCGGGACUUACGAUGUUGUAGUAACACCUCUGAUCUGCAUCAUGGAGUCUAAUAUUUUUUCUUCAGUAGUUCCUGUUAGGCUUAGCCUACAGCAUUUCCUACAAUUACUGGAAAAGAAAAAAGACUUUGACAUUAUUUGUGCUGUUUGUUUGGCCUAGAAUGUUUGUCAAGUGGUUAACAAAAAAAGAUGUUCUCGCCCGAGCCAAAUGUUGAACCAAUGAGAAGUUAUUGUCCAUAAAAUGUAUGACCUAGGUACGUUAUUCAUGUUGUGUAUUGGGUGUGAGGUACCUGAUAGUUUACAUUUGGAAGCCAAAUGAUUCAAAUUUGAAGGCUUUGUAUUGAACAUGUUCUUACCCUAAAUUUCAUAGUUGAAAUCCUUUUUCCUUCCAUUUCUGACUGCAGGUUCCAAGGGGAGGUAGAUCACACCAGUGUGAACUAUGACAGAAGGUUGCCAAGGGGCCUGAGCUACCUCCCUCUUUCCAGAGUAUUUUUGACAUAUCUGUUUAACCACCUGACUUUGUGGGUACUUUCAGAGCAUGUGAAGUUUCUUAGGCAGAGGGGAGAAAUAAAAGAAUUUUAAAAUCUUACCACUAUCCAGGAAGUGGAUCUUGUAGAGGCAGGGAGGUUUUUUUAUGACAUAUUUCAAGUGUGUUACCUGGGUCGGUUGAGUGAUGCUUCAAACAAAUGAUUUAAAGUGUUUGGGGUUUUUAAUUUGGGUUUUUUCAGGAACUGGCUUCCACUUGCGUGGGAGCACACACAAUUAAUGGGAAUUCAGUGCAGUUGUAUAUUCUGGUGGAUGCCUGUACUGAAUAUAGGUAGAUAAGGGCUAGAAACAUUAAUAUAAGCCACUGAAUUUGACCAAAUCCGUUCCAUCAGUUCAAAUUUAAUCUACCUUUUCUCCUUUGCUGUUGAGGUAACUUGCAUAAUGUGUCCUCUGUAUAGUCUCAGUUAAUAAGGUUAUUUAGCACAAAGUGCAGCUUCAGCAGAGAGCUGCUUUUGCUCAGUGAACUUGGACUACCACAUUUUAUCUUCUUUUGUUCAAUAAAACUUUUAACUGCGUUA